This is a messenger RNA of Vavraia culicis subsp. floridensis, 1880 nucleotides long. RefSeq lists its product as uncharacterized. Gene Ontology annotation, cellular component: intracellular membrane-bounded organelle; cytosol; membrane. Bases 1 to 1851 code for a protein of 616 amino acids. Lineage: Eukaryota; Fungi; Microsporidia; Pleistophoridae. The transcript has a single exon. Gene Ontology annotation, molecular function: sterol binding. The record is from RefSeq and is a predicted model, not a curated record.
AUGAACCAUGUUGCUGUUGCCCUGCGGAUUCUCAACGAUGACGUUAAUUUCAUGAUAAAAAUGGUCAGAGAGAAGUAUACAUCUCCUAUAUUCGGCUCCGUUGGCGAGCACCUCGUAUAUUUACGGAGAGUGGAUACCUUAAAAAGCUUAUGUGCGUCCCUCGAGGAUGAGAAAGUGUCUGAGGGGGAGAACAUGGAUGUGUAUCUCCUGAAGCAGGAGAGCGAUGACCGGAUAGUUAAGAAGAACGGUGCUAUGAGCGAGUUUAUAGCGUCUUUUUUACCACUUUCAAAGAAGCUGAACUAUCCAGAAAUAACUUUGUAUUUUGACACCAGCUCGGUGCGCUCUCCCGUACGUGCAGGCCUCCUACAGAAGUACACGAACAUCAUUAACAGGUACCAAACCAGAUACGUAGCGCUUUAUGACGAUUUUCUUUCGUACUACAAGAUAAAGGAAGGGAAGAAAUUUUUGCGCAAGAAACUUUCGCUCAACACGAUACGAGGAAUAAAACUGGGCAGAAGGAGGUUGAUAAUCAGCACAUACGAUGAAAAAAUAGUGUUUACUUCGACUCUGCAGGAUCUCAUGGAGUGGCACAGGGUUAUUGAUGAUUUGAUCAAGAGGAUGAAUGAUCGCGAUUUUUACGUGAACAGCUACGUUUUUAGGAUCCUGUAUUAUCUGUGCGAUAGGGAUGCACGGAGGGAGAUGCGUAAGGUAGACCAUCUCUCACUUUACACCAAAGACAUGGGAAAUGCUCAUACUGCAUCCGUUGAGGAGAAUAACACGGCACAAACCGCCAAUUCUGAGCAAAAAGUGCAAGAAGCUGGGGAAGUGAAUGCAGCACACACAAGUUCGCCUUUAGAGCCCGAAAAGACCGCAAAAUUUGAAGAGUUCGAGUCUGCCACCGAAAACAACAGCAGCGAAACUUUUUAUGACUUUGAAGAAAACGGAGAACUAACGAAUAUAUCACAGUUUAUAGACAGCCAAUGCAGUGAUACCAAGAAGCUUACACUAGCUCAGCUACCAGUUUCUCUAUUAGAACCGCAGAGCACGCUACAAAGAAUGGCUGAAGGUGCUCUUUUGUUCAAAAAUUUAUACGGCAGUGAUGCGCUCUCAAAGCAGCAUGUGGUCAUUUUGGCCGCAGUUUACAUCGUUGGUCUUGUAAAUCUGCAGUUGGACCGGAAAUUUGCCUUUGAAAGUUACGUUGGCGAAACGUUUUUCGCCAAGAGCGCAAACACAAAAGUAUACUGCGAGAAAAUAGAUAAAGUAUCGGUAAUACAUGCAGUAGAUGAUCUUUUUAGGUUAGAUGCUGUUGUGGAUUUGACACUUGAUAAGAAGACCAAGAAAAUUGCAGUGCACAACAGGAGCAGGUGCACGCUCAGAAUGGGUGAUGAUGUAAUCAAUUUUGGCUUGCCCAACGCAAAAAUGAGAAGAAAACUUGAGUUUUACGGCGAGUGCACGGUAGAAAGUAAAGGAGUGACCACCAAGCUGCUCAUUCGUGACAAUAAUGUUACAUGCACCUGCAAGGCAGAUGACAAACGGUGGCAGAUACUUGGCCAUGUGACCAAUAUUUCUGUUUUCUGCAACGAACGGACCGUUGCAAGCUUCAGCUCAGAAGAUUUCAGGAAAAUGAGGGUCUGCGAUUAUGAGGAUGCGCAGGAAUGUGCACAGAGUGAUAGCCGCAUGCGUGCUGAUAUACGGGCAUUGAAGGAGGGGCGUGUUCAAGAGGCUAAUAUGUAUAGACAAAAGUUCAAAGACCAGGCCAAUCUGCGCAAAUCACACGAAAUGAAAUAUUUUGAUUUGGUAGAUAAGAAAUACGUUUUUAAAGAAAGGAAUCAUGGCAAAGAGUCAAAAUGAAUUAUAGAUGACGGUAAAUAAAGUAUAUA